AUGAAUAACCUCCACACUCGAACCCCAAAGGAGAUCCUUGAACUCAACAAGAUCCCUCGCGUGUGGAAGCCAGCCUAUGUCUGGCCCGCUGACAAUGAUGGUAUCGUUCGUGUCGUGGGAGGCCAUGAUAACCCGAAUGUUGCUGAACACCGCCGUCACCGGGAAUGGCUGAGAGCAAUGGGCGAGGAACCGGGCCCGAUCGUCAAUCAUGUUAUCUCUGCUAUAACCAUCAAAGAAUUCCACCAUGAGCACUUCCCUAUGGUUAGUGCGUACCAAGGUCUGUCCCCUAUGCAGGCGGAGUUCCUGGACUUGGUCCCAGGUCAGCUCAACGUGAGUAACCGGUCUUCUAUUGAGCUCCUGGACCCUGAUUCCGAAAGCGAGUACUCCGAAAAUGACGCCGAGGCACCCAUGGAGGUCUCCAAGAAUACCAACCCAUUUGUCAUUACCAUCCCUCCCCUCGAUGCUUCUCUCGAUGUUUCAGUUUGCACUGCUAUCUCGCCUCAUUUCACGUUUACAUCUCCCACGACGCCUCCUAGGCCCAUGAAUCCCAUGUCCGUGACAUUCAGCCCGAUCGCCGUUACCGAGCCCUUCAAUCCCAUCUGGUCCGCCACUCCAAUUCCAUCCCACACUGUCCCGGAUGAAUCUACGCCCACGCAUAUCACCACUCUCGAGAAGUUAAAAGAGCCCAGAACUCCUUUAUCUAACUUCGCUCCCAAGGAUGAGGGUAAUUGCGGCCUCACUCUCAUCGACAGACUCAAUGUGCUGAAGGAUCUUAAUGCUCCCGGUUCUCCUACGAGCACCAGCAGUGACAUACCUCUCCGCCUUAUGUCCAUCAUUGAUUCUGAAUUCAAGUUGUUUGCUUCCGCUGCCAGUCGCCCCGCCGAUCUCUGUUCGGAUUCUAGCUUGACCAAUUUCGAGACUCUGAGCUCCGCAGUCUAUGUUAGUUCGCCUCAAUCUUCUAAUACGCACAUCUUUCCCUUUGCUGUCGAUCACUGCGAUGGGGCUAUGGUUUUGGACAGAUAUGAGAGCAUUGACCUGGUUGCCGAUGGGCUUGUCAGCUGGACCAACGACAAGCCCGACAGUAUGGCCGCCGACCAGGAUGUCGACAUGGUCUUUUAUGAAAACGCCAACAUGUCAAAAAUCGACAACCUCAUGAUCGACGCGGCCAUUGUUGAUGCUUCAAAGGUCAGCGCCGCUGUUAUCUUCCCACAGGACGACUCCCCGCGACCCCAGAAGAGUAAGGGUGUCGACGAAUUGAUCAUUGAAGAACAUGCUUCCAUCGUCGAAGAGCAGGCUCCCAUUAUUGAUAACUCGGCUCCCAGUAUUAACGACAAGCUAGCGCUAAACGUUGACAAGAGUGUUCCCAUGGGCCCUGUAGCAGCAUGGCGACGAUCCACCAUCCGUCUUAAGGAGCUGGGAAGAAAACUUCUCAAGCCAGACCUCCAUGAGCAACAGCUUAUUGUGGCGAUAGAGAAGGUCACGAAAAACAUCCAGGUCGAGGGGACCGUGAAAAGCAACAGUUCUGUAGAGAACAAUGGAAAUCCGCCCCCUCUACCACCCAAGGACGGCCCCGUCACACCUCCUAAGCCCACCUUCGUUUCAGUUUCCCCAAUCUCGCUGGGGCCUGGUGAACAGUCACUGCUCUACUCUAGACUGGAGUACAUGGUCUGUGAGACUGCCAAUAGCUUCCUGGUAGAACAGUAUUUGCAGGGCCACAUCGACCAGCACACCAUCAACCGAGUUGUCAAUAGCUGGGCUUCCAAGAACCUGCCUCAGGUCCCCGAGUUCCGAUUUAACCAGGCCACCCAGCGUGAUCUCAUCAAUGCAAACCGUCGCACCAUGGAAUUCACCGGCAAAUGCUCUGCCAACCCCGUUCAGCUGGUAGCCAACCUUCGAGCUUGGAAAUCUGUUAUCCAAGACAUGGACCACCGAACCUUUAGUAUUCGCGACAGCGCCAUUCGCAAAAUGAUGUAUGAGAUCGGAGAGGUCCUCGAGAUGCUGAAUGCUUCCGUCAAGACUCUGCAGGCUUUCGACAAGAUUCGUACCAGCGUUCAUCGGUAUAUGUUCACUCCCCCGGGUUCUCCGGCCUCUCCUCUCAUCAUUUAA
Messenger RNA from Penicillium atrosanguineum, 2106 nucleotides. RefSeq lists its product as uncharacterized. NCBI's taxonomy places the organism in Eukaryota, Fungi, Ascomycota, Eurotiomycetes, Eurotiales, Aspergillaceae. The transcript is spliced from 3 exons. The record is from RefSeq and is a predicted model, not a curated record. The coding region runs from base 1 to 2106 and encodes 701 amino acids.